AUCACAGCGUGGGAGGGACAUACAGAAACACAUUAGGACUUCUAUAGUUGUGAGGACACUUUGCAUUUACUAACGCCUGAGUUUUCUGUGUCCACUAAACGUCAAACUCUGAGUCUGACCCUGACCUGAACCUUCAAACUGACAUUUAAGGAAGUAAAAAGCUGAAGACUAAAAGUCCGGUCCUCACAAACAUAGACAUACUAGGCUCAAACACACAUCUGGAUUCCAUCAGAGGACGGGUGUCGACAAACAGCAGGUCUGGAAUCAGAUAACAGGCUGAACCACAGGAGCGUGAGAGGACGACGGCUGCAACCGCUGCUCCAGGAAACUCAGUAAAACUCAGUAACUCAGGCGUCAGAGAAGAAGCAGAACACGUGUAAGAAGUGAAGAAAAAGAAGGAGAUGAGGGAGUUUUUGAGGAUUCUGGUCUUUAUGUCUCUGCUGUUGUUGGUUUGCAGUGUCUUCCCGUCUUCUAGACCUGCAGACGAAUGCUCCGGCAUGUCCUUCCGUUUACGGACCUUCAAGCUGAAAACCACCUGUAACUUCACCACUCUGAAGGAGAAGCAGCUGAAGGAGAUUCAGGCUCCGACCACCAACCUGUACCUGCCCGUCCUGUACCUGCUGGCCUUCGCUGUGGGUCUGCCCUCCAACCUGCUGGCCCUGUGGGUUCUGCUGUUCCGGACCAAACCACUUCCAUCCACCACGCUGCUCAUCAACCUGACGGUUGCCGACAGCCUGCUGCUGCUGGUGCUGCCCUUUCGUAUCGUGUACCACUUCAGGGGCAACAACUGGGAGCUGGGCGAGCCUUUCUGCCGUGUUGUGAUGGCGAUGUUUUACGGGAACAUGUAUGGAUCUGUGUUGUGUCUGGCGCUCGUGGCUCUGGAUCGAUACAUUGCUCUGGUUCACCCUUUUGGCGCCAAGACGCUGCGCAGCCGGCGGACAUCACUGUACAUGACAGCGGCGGUGUGGGCAGUGGUGCUGGCUGCCAUGCUGCCGCUGUUGCUGUCGCAGCAGACCUACAUGCUAGAUAGCUUGCAGAUCACUACCUGCCAUGACGCGCUGCCCGAGGAGGGGCAGGAGAACUACUUCCUGCCAUACUUUGCCACCCUGUUUUCUGUCUGCUUCCUGCUGCCCUUUUUGGUUGUCCUCUUUUGCCAUGGCGCUGUGCUGUGCACCCUGUUGGCUGAGGGGAAACGCUACGGUCACGCCAUCCGGGUGACGGUGCUGGUCCUGCUGGUCUUCAUUGGGUGUCUGCUGCCCAGCAACAUCCUCCUCCUCCUAACUUAUGUUGACAACUUGCCAGAGGGAGAUGGCGAGGACUUCUAUGUCCCCUACAUGGUUAGCUUAGCCGUUAGCACCUUCAAUAGCUGCAUUGACCCCUUCAUCUUCUACUACGUGUCAGCAGAGUUCAGGGAGAAGGCGAAGAGCGCUCUGUGCUGCGUCUUCGGAGACAGAUCGCCCUCUCUGGGGAACGAUGUGUCGUACUCCUCAUCAUCAUCAGGCCUGAGGUCAAAGGUCACUUUGCUGUCCAUGUCCAGUCGGCGGGGGGUGUUAGAGAGUCCUGUGGAUAUGCAGAUGACCUGAGGACCUCAGUCUGUCCAUUUAUCAGAAAGAGAGAGUAUCCCAGCAUGCAUUUCACAUUUUGAGUCAGACUCAGAGCUGUUAGAAUUUUGUCUGUCAGAUGUUUUUGUGUCAUUUUGUUAAGCUCUGAUAGUUUUUCAGGUGAGAUGAUUUCUUACAUUUGGACACAUUCCUGACUUCUCAGAUGAGCUUUCAGUCAGAGGCCAUGGUCUUCCUCCUGUGGGGAACAGUGUGAUGUCUCUGGAAGGUAAAGUUUGGUGUCAACGUUUGAAUAUUUUCUUCACGUUUUAAUCAGAGACUUUGUUUUUGCUCUGUACAAACUUCCUGUUUACCUAUCAACAGCGCAAAGUGAUGGUCACAUGACUGCUGACAUCAUCAGCUGUCAUGUGACAGCUGAGUGACAGAGAUCACAAAAUGUCUGACAGCUCGUUUAGCAUGAGAACAUCAUCUGGCCAAAACGGCAU
Messenger RNA from Toxotes jaculatrix (banded archerfish), 2044 nucleotides. RefSeq names its product proteinase-activated receptor 4. Gene Ontology annotation, cellular component: membrane. The record is from RefSeq and is a predicted model, not a curated record. Gene Ontology annotation, biological process: phospholipase C-activating G protein-coupled receptor signaling pathway; blood coagulation; positive regulation of Rho protein signal transduction. The coding region runs from base 402 to 1583 and encodes 393 amino acids. The transcript has 2 exons. Gene Ontology annotation, molecular function: thrombin-activated receptor activity. NCBI's taxonomy places the organism in Eukaryota, Metazoa, Chordata, Actinopteri, Toxotidae.